AUGGCGGAGAGCCGAGAAGAGGCGUACAGGGCAGCGUCGGACCGUUCGGUGGCCGCCGCAGCUGCUGGCGCCACUGGCAAGGAUGAGACGGCGCCGGGUCUGGACGUGCAGCUGUUCGACACGGUGCAGGCGGCUCAGGAGAGAGAUGAGGACGUCCAUACAUACGGGAAAGCGCAUCAGUGGACGAAUGCAGAUGCCAGUAUGGUUGAUUUUUCUCGUCUUUCUCUCUCGCUGUCUCCCCUUUCAGAGUGAGCUUGGGUGGGCUGUACAACCUUGUCAGCGGGCUGAACACGAAGCGCUAUGUGGUGUUGCUGAUUGCUUAUGGCAUCUUCGUGUCCAUGUUUGCCAUCAUCAUCCUGUACAAUAGACAAGUAGGCGUGUUGGAGGCGCGCGGCUCCCUCUUCCAUGACUGUCUCUCUCUGCGCGUGUGGACAGGUGCCCCAGAUGUUUCUGGUGCAAGAUUCGCUGCUGGAUCAUUUCUGCCAGGACAACCUGCCCGUGCCCUUCAACAAAAACUACUUUGGGAUGGGCACAGUCGGUCGGUCAGCAGUCUCACACAGUGUACAUACACACAAACACAAGGUUGUGCCUGGGGUGCGUGCAGAGGACAUGUGGGAUUGGAUUCACUUCCUGCUGACGCCGUCGGUCUUUGUACUGCUCCCGGGGGAGGACCCAACUACACGGGGGGUGUUCGUGCGCCAAUACAACCGUAUCAUGUCCCCAGUCAGAUUCAGACAAGCCAGGUAAGGACAGAGGCCCAAUGCAACAUGGCAGCUGCCAUCUCUCCUUUUCUCUCUGUGUGUGUCAGGGUCGUUGCCAACAGCACAGGGUGCAGUGUGCCUCUGAGUGCCACAAGGCUCGCAAGGCCAUGCUAUGUAGGGAUGGAUGGAUGAUGCAUGAACCUGUGUGUCUUUUUCCCCAUAUCCCACACGCAGCCUGACUUCAGCAAGCCUCGGCAAGACACGAGCAAGAUCCCCCAAACGGAAGAACCAGAACUGUGGCGAGACUCAUUCCGUGAGUGCAAUGGGAUAUAGAGAGCCCUCACAUACAGACAGGCCGUCCUCGAUGUGCCCGUGUCUCGUGUACGUCAGCCAAUGGGUUCGGCGAGGCUUUGGUGCGACUUCAAAACGGGUCUCUCAGGCAUCAAGUGAGUGACGAUGUCUAUCGCCAAAAUGCGGUGUGGUUGGAAGUGGUGCUUGUCUUGGUUCAGGGGCGAGGAGGGGUACGGCAAGCCGUAUGGCGGCAAAGCGCACCUUGUCGAUGUGCCGCUGACGGUAUGCGUAUGUGAGUGGGCACACAGAGAAUGGCAGAGAUGGAGGGAGAGACACACUGCAGAGGGAUGUCUGUAUGGAUCGAUGGAUGCAGUGUGA
Molecule: messenger RNA, 1370 nt
Organism: Vitrella brassicaformis
Lineage: Eukaryota; Vitrellaceae
Source: the annotation of a GenBank genome assembly